UGUGAGUCUCUGUUAAUCGUGAUUUCUGUUAGAAAUGGAGCCCAAGCUGCUGAGGACUUUGCUGAUGAAUGUUGCCAGCACAUCACGUUUGGCAGUUGAGCUAUUCCUUCAGCUCCAAAGUGACAGUGAGGAGUCCGAUGAUGAUAUUGAUUCGCCUGACGCGCGUGACAAUAAAUUGCUUGUGGCAGUAACGGACAUGCUCAGCACCGUGGAACGCCACCUUUGGGCUCGGGAAACAAGCACUGAGUGGUGGGAUCACAUCAUCCUGCAAGUCUGGGAUGACAAGCAGUGGCUGCAGAACUUUCGGAUGAGAAAAGCCACUUUCAUGGGACUGUGUGCUGAGCUCGCCCCGACCCUGCGGCAUAAGGACACGAGAUUGAGAUCUGCCCUGUCAGUAGAGAAGCGGGUGGCUAUUGCAAUCUGGAAGAUGGCAACUCCAGACAGCUACCGAUCAGUCGUGAACCAGUUUGGAGUGGGAAAGUCAACCGUUGGAAUAGCGUUGAUGCAAGUUUGCAGGGCCAUUAAUUGCAUCCUGCUAAGAAGAAUCGUGACUCUGGGGAACAUGCAGGACAUUCUGGAUGGCUUUGCACAAAUGGGUUUCUCUAACUGUGGAGGGGCGAUAGAUGGGACGCAUAUUCCUAUUCUGGCACCACCCCACCUGGCAUCCGAGUACAUUAAUCGGAAGGGGUAUUUCUCUGUGGUUCUCCAAGCGCUUGUGGAUCACCGUGGGCGUUUCAUUGACAUUUACACAGGAUGGCCUGGAAAGGUGCAUGAUGCACGCAUCUUUCGGAACAGUGGCCUGUUCAUGAAGCUGCAGGCCGGGACUUUUUUCCCAGACCACAAGAUCACAGUAGGGGAUGUCGAAAUGCCCAUUGUGAUCCUUGGAGACCCCACUUACCCGUUAAUGCCAUGGCUCAUGAAACUGUAUACAGGGAAGCUUGACAGGAGCAAGGACCGGUUCAACUACAGGCUGAGCCGAUGCAGAAUGACUGUGGAGUGUGCUUUUGGCCAUUUAAAAGGGCGCUGGAGAUUCCUGCAGCCUCUUAUUCUCUCUCUGGCAAACUGA
Messenger RNA from Gopherus flavomarginatus (Mexican gopher tortoise), 1066 nucleotides. RefSeq lists its product as uncharacterized. The record is from RefSeq and is a predicted model, not a curated record. Lineage: Eukaryota; Metazoa; Chordata; Testudines; Testudinidae. Bases 35 to 1066 code for a protein of 343 amino acids. The transcript has 3 exons.